ACCCAGAAAGAAAAGGUUCUCCAAUGGCGACUACGCCACUUCUGUUCACGAGUAGUGGCCAUGCUGCUGAAAAACCAGAGCAGGGUAAGAACAGGGGGAGGAAACCCAGCAAAGCUCAGGUGACCCAGAAGAAACUGCCACAAAGAGGCAUGGGCGUGGAGAAACUGGAGCGCCUCAGGCUCCAAGAAAGGUGGAACAAAAUGACGGAAGAAGAAGAUGCCAAUGCUUCCCAGCUCGGUCAAUCCGGGGCAGUGAGCUACGGGAGUACUGCACCUUAUCCGAUCACCCAUUUUGCGGGCCCGAGUGAGAGUACUGUUCCUAUGCUUCUCGGUGCAGCGAGCUUCGGGGUUCCCACUGUGAAUGGUGGAGGCCGUGGGGAGUUCUGGGGUUGGGACAUGGGAAUGAUGGUACAGCAGAGGGUUGGGAAUGGCGGCGGGUUUAGUGGGUUUGUGGGUGGUCAGGGGUCGGGUCAGAUUUUGGGUUUGGUGGAGCAUUCCCAUCUGGGCAGUAGAGUUGGAGCUUCGGAUUUCAGGGUUCAGUUUGGCAGUGUUUUUGAGACCUCGAGAGAGCUCUCUUCAAUGCCAAAUUUACAGCAAUAUGUGCCUGCUGAGUACCGCUCUGAUGUCUAUUUCAAGAAGAAGCGAUUGAAUGUGGGGAACACAAGGCUGAAUGGAGGUUUCAAUGGAAUCUCACCUGUUUUACCCAUCAAUGGAGGACAAAUUUUUCCGGGAUUGCAUCUUCAAAACAAUCAAUAUUUGAAUGAAGGUCAGAUUCAGAUCAAUGGAUUUAGCCAAAGACAAAUUAGAGGACCAUCUGCUGGUUAUUCAUCAAGCCACACUGUUCCUGGAUUCCAACUUGAAAACAACACUCAAAACUUCAAUAGGGAUAAUCAGAUGAAUGGACUCACCCUGAAAGGACCAAGGACUAGCACUGCUACUCCAUAUUAUUCAUGCCAAAAUCCAUAUGAGGGUACUGGAAGUCAAGUUCUUGUGGAGUAUGAUUUCUUUCCAAGGGCAAGCAGCAGAAGCACUUCUUCCAAGGUAGAAGCUUCAGUUGCAGAAGCACUUAGGGGUGAGGCAUCUGAUCCUAAUUCUACUUAUGUUGAUUUGUCCCUCAAGCUUUGAUAUCAGGGUCAUACAGAAAAAAGUCGUCUGUUUUUUAUAGUAAGUUCUGUUACAUUGGUUUGGGUGUAAUUAAUUUAGUGCAUUUGA
Messenger RNA from Rubroshorea leprosula, 1211 nucleotides. The record is from the annotation of a GenBank genome assembly. Lineage: Eukaryota; Viridiplantae; Streptophyta; Magnoliopsida; Malvales; Dipterocarpaceae.